Sceloporus undulatus (fence lizard) is the source of this 1666-nucleotide messenger RNA. Its product is annotated as MAM and LDL-receptor class A domain-containing protein 1-like. Gene Ontology annotation, biological process: nervous system development. The transcript is spliced from 11 exons. Lineage: Eukaryota; Metazoa; Chordata; Lepidosauria; Squamata; Phrynosomatidae. Bases 111 to 1379 code for a protein of 422 amino acids. Gene Ontology annotation, molecular function: protein binding. The record is from RefSeq and is a predicted model, not a curated record. Gene Ontology annotation, cellular component: membrane.
AUACCACUGUCCCAGGAAGCUGUAACUUUGAAACUCAAGGCCAAGAAUGGAGUUCAGUGUGUGGACUUUCACAAGAUUUUGGAGAUGACUUUGACUGGCACAUUGGUAAUAUGACAGUUAUAGAACAAGGACAGCAAAUCCAGGAUCAUACACCAGGUAAUGGAGAUAACUUUUUGUAUGUCAAUUCAACUACUCAAUGUGAAGGGGAAAAAGCAAGAAUAAUGACCACCACAUAUUUUCCAGCCAGUCUGGCAGUAUGCAGACUCCGCUUCUGGUUCUGGACAAGCAAUUCCCCCAAAACAGGAAUGUUAAAGGUAUAUGUUGCUGAAGAAUAUGGAAUGGAUAUUUUGAUGUGGGCAGCAACAGGAAAUAAAAGAAAUGCAUGGACAUAUGCAAGCGUGGCCCUUUCCAGCAACAGUCCUUUCAAAGUAGCAUUUGAAGUGGAGUCUGGAGUGAAUGAGCCUAUAGAAUUUGCCCUUGAUGACAUAUCUUUCACACCAGAAUGUGUAUCAGGAGGACCAAUUGUACCACAGCCUCCAACCUGUAGCAGUGGCCAGUUCACCUGCAUAUAUGUGAAACAAUGUGUGCCCCUUUCUUCAAAAUGCAACAUGAUGGAAGAUUGUGCUGAUGGGAGUGAUGAAAUGGCCUGCCCUACAGGACAACCUAACACAGAUCCUCCAAGCCUUUGCAAGGAAACAGAAUUCCAGUGUGCUAACCAGUCAUGUAUCCCAUCACUCUUGAGAUGUGAUGGAGUGACUGACUGUACGUUCAAUGAAGAUGAAGCCAAUUGUCCUAUUAAUGAUUGCUUCAAUGGAUCUUUAUUGUGUCUGUCGACAAAUAGCUGUAUUCCAGUCUCCCAGCGCUGUGAUGGUGUCAUAGAUUGCAUUGAUUUUGCUCCUGAUGAAUCUAGCUGUUCAGAUUGUCCUGACUCCUACUGCAAAAACGGAGGAACAUGCAACAAGGAACAAGUUCCCAUCUGCCAAUGUGGAAAAGAGUGGAAGGGCAACCGUUGCCAUCUGAAAGCUGAGACUCCUUGGAGGCCCUCUCCUGGAUCCCUACAAAAUGAUACUUGGACUGGGCUGAUUAUUGGAUUAGCUUUACUGUUGAUUGAAAUUGCAGUCACUGUUUCAUGCCUCCUUUCAAAGAGGAAAUUGCCAAGAACGAAACCUGAAGAGAUCUUCAAUAUUGCAUUUGCCAACCCACUUUAUGAGGUUCAGGGUAUAAAGUCUACAGAGUGUACUGCCUCACUGGAAGUUCAGAUCAGUGUUUCUCCGUGGCAGGCACAGCAGGAGGUUUCUUGCAGCAAUGAUGUAAUUACUACUUCCUUUGCCAAUCCUCUAUAUGGCACAGCUACCGGAGCAAAAGGGGAGACGCCGUGAAAUGUCAGUAGAGGAGAGCACAAAUUAACGCAGAUAUUUUAUGCAAGUUUAUCCCGUGUGAUGUAUCUCUCUUUCUAAAAACUGAAUUGAAUAAUGGCAUAGCAUUAGUCACUUGAAUUAAAAAUGGGUGAUUUUCAUAUUAAAAUAAUUGCAUUUGCUGGGCUACACUUCUUUCAAAAUAGCAUCCACCCACAUGGGGAAGCAGAGUCUUAUAUGAUAUUUAUGUUGGCAAAAACAGUCUUGGUAACUUUUUGUUUUGAAUUGACUACAUGAUUGAACAGUUCAAA